AUGGAUGGGGAAGAAGUUUGGGAUCCAGAAGAAUCUAUUAACUAUGGAGAAGAAAUGAAGGAAGAUGAAGAGGAUGGAGAAGAAGUUAGGGAAGGAGAAAAGGUUAAGAAUGAAGAACAAGUUAGGGAAGGAGAAGAAGUUAAGGAUGGAGAAAUAGUUUGGGAUGGGGAAGAAGUGAAGGAAGGAGAAGAGGUUAAGGAAGAGGAAGAAGAAGAAGUUUUGGAUAGAGAAGAAGUUAAGGGUAAAGAAGAAAGUAUGGAUGGGGAAGAAGUUUGGGAUGGAGAAGAAGUUAAGGAGGGAGAAAUGAUCAUGGAUGGAGAAGAAGUUAAGGAAGGAGAAGAAAUUAAGCAUGAUGAAGAAGAAAGUAAGGAUGGAGAAGAAACUAAGGAAGGAGAAGAAGUUAGGGAAAGAGAAGAAGUUUGGGAUGGAGAAGAAGUGAAGGAUGUAGAAGAAGUUUGGGAUGGAGGAGAAGAAUCGAAGUAUGGAGAAGAAAUUAAGGACGAAGAAGUUCAGGAAGGAGAAGAAUUUAAGGAAGAAGAAGUUUUGGAUGGAGAAAAACUUAUGGAUAAAGAAGAAAGUAUGAAUGGGGAAGAAGUUUGGGAUGCAGAAGAAUCUACUAAGUAUGGAGAAGAAAUGAAGGAAGAAGAAUUUAAGGAAGGAAAAUAA
Sphenostylis stenocarpa is the source of this 666-nucleotide messenger RNA. Lineage: Eukaryota; Viridiplantae; Streptophyta; Magnoliopsida; Fabales; Fabaceae. The record is from the annotation of a GenBank genome assembly.